Molecule: messenger RNA, 2996 nt
Organism: Oryzias latipes (Japanese medaka)
Lineage: Eukaryota; Metazoa; Chordata; Actinopteri; Beloniformes; Adrianichthyidae
Source: RefSeq, a predicted model, not a curated record
AUGCUGGCCGUUCAUCUGGUUUCAUUUUACUUCUCCAAACUUCAAGAGGAUCCCACAAAAAAGGUUGACAGAUUCCUGCAUGCAAUGCGUCUUAACGAUGACCAGAUCUGUGAAAUAUCGGCCCGAUUUCUGGCUGAAAUGAGGAAAGGGCUUUCAUCAGAAAGUAACGCAGCUGCUGCUGUGAAGAUGCUGCCAACACACGUCCGCUCCACUCCUGAUGGAUCAGAGAAAGGACAGUUUCUGGCUCUUGAUCUUGGAGGCUCCAAAUUUAAGGUUCUUCAGGUCAAAGUGAGAGAAGGCGUGGGUGUCAGGAAGGGAGAGGUAGAGAUGGAGGAGAAGAUCUACCCCAUGCCAACUGAGCUGCGCACUGGAACAGGAGCUGAGUUGUUUGACCACGUGUCCGAGUGCCUAAAGGAGUUCCUGCAUGAAAAGAAAAUAGAUACGAAAAAGAAACACCCCCUGGCCUUCACUUUCUCUUUCCCCUGCGAGCAGCCCAGUUUGGAUCAGGGAUUCUUGUUGAGUUGGUGCAAGAACUACAGAGUCCGAGGCCUUCAGGGAAAAGAUGUGGUCCGGACCCUUAGAGAUGCUAUCAGCAGAGCUGGGGAGAUGGACAUGGAGGUGUUGGCCAUGGUAAACGACACUGUAGCGACCAUGAUGACCUGUGGUUUUGAUGACCCCUACUGUGAGGUGGGCCUCAUCAUCGGUACAGGCACAAAUGCUUGCUACAUGGAGGACAUGCGUCAUGUGGACCUGAUCGAGGGGGACGAGGGCAGGAUGUGCAUUAACACCGAAUGGGCGGGUUUUGGAGAUGAUGGCGCCCUAAAUGACUUUACAACAGAGUUUGACAAAGAAGUGGACGCAGCGUCGUCCAACCCUGGAAAACAAAUAUUUGAGAAGAUGGUGAGUGGGAUGUAUCUGGGUGAGUUGGUGAGGUUGGUUGUGUUAAAAAUGGCAAAACUAGGAAAGUUGUUUGACGGACAUGUAUCAGAUGCCCUGAGGACAAAAGGGAAGAUAACCACAGCCGACGUGGCAGCAAUGGAAGAGUAUAGAAAUGGUCUGAAAAACACCAAAGACAUUUUGAUGCAUCUUGGUUUGAGCCCGUCCCAUGACGACUGCAUUGCUGUGCAACAUGUCAGCACCAUAGUGUCCUUCAGGUCCUCUAAUCUGGUGGCUGCAGGCCUGUCAGCCAUCCUAACCCGAAUCAGGCAAAACCGAAACGUGAGGGUCUUGAGGGUCACUGUGGGCGUGGAUGGAACAGUGUACAAAACACACCCUCAGUAUCCUAAGCGUCUUCAUAAAGUGGUGCGGCGGCUGCUUCCUGAGUGCCAUGUCAGGUUCGUGCUGUCAGACAGUGGCAGCAGCAAAGGUGCUGCUCUGGUGUCGGCAGUCGCCCAGCGUCUGACCUCGCAGAGUCGUAAGGUGGAUGAGAUUCUGUCCAAUUUCAAACUGAGCGAAGAGCACCAGCAACUUGUCAAGGACAGGAUGAGGGCGGGGCUGGAGGCGGGCCUAAGGAGUCAAGGUCCCUUCACCAUCAAGAUGCUGCCUUCUUUUAUAUUCCACAAACCAAACGGAAAAGAGCAUGGAAAAUUCCUUGCUUUGGAUCUGGGGGGAACAAACUUUAGAGCUUUGCUUGUGAGAUUUAAAAAACAAAAAUCACGAAUUUACCAUAAGAUCUACACCAUUCCACUGGAGAUAAUGCAGGGAACCGGGGAGGAGUUAUUUGACCACUUAGCACAAUGCGUUUGUGACUUCUUGGACUACAUGGGGGUGAAGAACGCUCGUCUUCCUACAGGUUUUACCUUCUCUUUUCCCUGCGAGCAGACCGCCAUUGAUACAGGCAAGCUGGUGACCUGGACCAAAGGCUUCAAUGCCACGGACUGUGAAGGACAUGAUGUUGUGGGUUUGCUGCGGGAGGCGAUCAAGAGACGCAACGACUUUGACCUGGACAUAGUAGCUCUGAUUAAUGACACAGUUGGGACUAUGAUGAGCUGCGCCUAUGAAGACCCACGGUGUGAAAUUGGACUGAUAGCUGGAACAGGAACAAAUCUUUGCUACAUGGAGGAACUGAAGAACGUUAAGAAGCUUCAUCAAAAAAGCGGCACAGCCGAGAAAGAUCAGGAGACCCCUGAAGUAGAGAAUGGUAAAGAAACUGACGGAGAGACCAGAAGAUCCAACAUGUGCAUCAACACAGAGUGGGGGGGUCUGGGUGAUGACGGCUCUCUGGAUAACAUCAUCACAGCGUUUGACACAGAGGUGGACCAAAACUCAGUGAACCCGGGAAAACAAAGGUUUGAAAAGCUGACAAGUGGAAUGUACUUGGGAGAAAUCGUCCGACAGGUGCUACUGGAUCUAACCAGACGAGGUCUUUUGUUCAGAGGGCACAUCUCAGAGUGUUUGAAGAAGCCUGGAAUAUUUGAAACUCGAUAUCUGUCACAGAUAGAGAGCGACCACUUAGCGUUACUGCAGGUUCGAUCUGUUCUUCAGAAGUUGGGGCUCGACAGCACCUGUCAUGACAGCAUCAUUGUCAAACAGGUCUGUGGGGCAGUGUCACGCCGUGCAGCCCAGCUGUGUGGGGCUGGAAUGGCUGCUGUGGUGGAUAAGAUCAGACAGAACCGAGGACUGGACCAUCUAAACACCACUGUGGGGGUAGAUGGGGCGCUCUACAAACUUCAUCCCCAUUUCUCCCAAAUCCUCCAAGAGACUGUGAAAGUUCUGGCUCCUCAAUGUGAUGUGACCUUCUUUCCGUCAGAAGAAGGGAGUGGGAAAGGUGCUGCCCUCGUUGCUGCUGUGGCUCGACAGAACCAGGAGAUGUUGACUUGACAUGACUUGGGAAUAAUGUUGCCCCUUUAUUUGUAGCAGCACCAUUCUGUAGAUGCCUGCUCUCUGCAGCUGUGUUUGUUUGAAUCUCAGCAUGGCUAUGUUUUGUCUUAGAUGGGAACACUUUGAAAAGGGAUUGAUUCUUAAUAAAUUUUUAAUAUGAAAAAGUAGGAAGAUCA